AAUAAAACCAAACCAACCAUAAGCAAAAGUCUUCGUGUACAAAAAAUGGUGAAGAUCGAAGUUGGAAGUUUGGGUGACUCAUUCAGUGUUGCAUCUCUAAAGGCUUACUUGUCUGAGUUCAUCGCAACUCUUCUCUUCGUAUUCGCUGGCGUUGGCUCAGCUAUUGCGUUUGGCAAGCUAACCUCAGAUGCAGCCUUGGACCCAGCUGGUCUUGUAGCGAUUGCGUUGGCUCACGCGUUUGCCUUGUUCGUUGGCGUUUCAAUAGCCGCUAACAUCUCUGGUGGCCACCUUAACCCGGCUGUGACUCUCGGUCUUGCCGUUGGAGGAAACAUAACACUCAUCACAGGCUUCCUCUAUUGGAUCGCUCAGUGUCUUGGCUCCAUCGUUGCUUGCCUUCUCCUUGUCUUCGUUACCAAUGGCGAGAGCGUACCAACACACGGAGUAGGAGCCGGUUUAGGAGCGGUCGAAGGUAUCGUGAUGGAGAUCGUUGUGACCUUUGCUUUGGUCUACACAGUUUACGCCACAGCGGCUGAUCCAAAGAAAGGAUCGCUAGGAACCAUCGCUCCAAUUGCUAUUGGUUUCAUCGUUGGUGCCAACAUCCUCGCUGCUGGUCCAUUCAGUGGUGGCUCCAUGAACCCUGCUAGGUCCUUUGGACCAGCUGUUGUUAGUGGAGACUUGUCACAGAUCUGGAUCUACUGGGUGGGUCCACUCGUCGGUGGUGCACUCGCUGGACUCAUCUACGGUGACGUGUUUAUCGGUUCUUAUGAAGCUGUAUAGAAACCCGCGAGAUCCGAAUCUAAUUAACCGGGUUUUUGUCAUGGCUUGAUGUUUUGUUUGCUUGUAUGGUUUGAUGUUUUGUUUGCGUGUGUAUGUUUUGGUGUCCAUUUUUUUCGAAUAUUGUAUGUAAAAAAGAAAAAAAAAACGUCUUGUUGAUAAUAAGAAAAUGUAUAUAAAUUCCACUU
Eutrema salsugineum is the source of this 962-nucleotide messenger RNA. RefSeq names its product aquaporin TIP2-3. Gene Ontology annotation, biological process: transmembrane transport; water transport. Gene Ontology annotation, cellular component: plant-type vacuole membrane. The transcript has 2 exons. Gene Ontology annotation, molecular function: water channel activity. The record is from RefSeq and is a predicted model, not a curated record. The coding region runs from base 46 to 777 and encodes 243 amino acids. NCBI's taxonomy places the organism in Eukaryota, Viridiplantae, Streptophyta, Magnoliopsida, Brassicales, Brassicaceae.